UAUUUUUUUAAAAUAGGAAGUACAACAAAUACUACAUUGAUUUCCAUUUAUUAUUAUUACAAUAAGAAUUUGGGUGACAAUUGGCCUACAAUUAAUGGCACAACACAAACAAUCUUAAUAGGCUUUAUUUUCUUCUAGUUUUAGUUUUUUUGGUAAAUAUGGCCUGGACAUGUUCUUGAUGGGUUUUCGUGAGAUUCCCCCGUUGUGUUUUGUAAAGUGAGAGUGUUGGUGAUGUUUUGGCUCAUUUUUGUUAUGAUGUAUGUUGAUGCCUCUAAAGGACAGAGGUGCAGCCUGCUGUUUUCAUAGAGAUGUAAAUAUUAGAUAUUAUAUUUUUUCCUGAAAAAAGUUAGCUCAUUAUUUCCAUGUUUGUAUCUUUCAGUUCAACUCAUUUCUGUUGUACCGUUGCUGUUGUUUUGUUGAUGGCAUAUGUUUAUAAAGGUAAUUCUGAAAGUACAUCCAACACUUCUCCUGGACAUUCACCAGGAAGCCAGAUAAACUGGAUACAUCCUACUUUGGAUGGGAAAAACCGUCCUGAUGAAGCAACAUCAAUACCUUCAUCCUAGCUUUUAUUCCCGCAAUCACUAGGGAUUGAGUUUAGUUUUACUACAACAAAAACUUCCCCAGGAAAGCUCAAGAAAAAACAAAUGAUUAAUUUAGAUGCCACAGUUUGUCUUUUGUAGCCUGUUGAACAGCUUAACUUAUGGGUGGACUGAAUGAUGUGUUUCCUUGAUUCUGAUUUCACAACCCUGCACUUAGUUUUGUACAAAGCAAGUUAAGUUUCUCUGUUUGAAAUUUUCUUUUGUGUCCCUGGUGGUCAACAACACAAUCAUGGGAUGUUUGUCUUUACCCGUGAAGAAAAACAUGACUUUUGUAUUGUUUGCUUCCUUACAUUUUUUUUUGCAUCAUUCUGAUAUUUGUAAAUAUAUUUUUGUAACAUUUCAUGGCUGCCUGGAUCUCAUUUCUGAUGUUACCAUAGUAAAGUUCUCAAGCAGGAUCCGAUCCACUUCCUCACACACAGGCGUGGGCUGCUUUCACCCAAACCAGUUCUGCUCUUGAUGGGCGUGACGCCAACCUGCCGAGCCUGUCCGUCGGCCAGAGUGGCUGAAUUUAUCUCAUACACACUCAAACACAAGCUUACUGCUCCAGACGAGCGUCACGUCACGAGUGUGCUGUCUGUGGUUUUGGAGCUUGGCUUGCGGCCGGUUUGAAGAUGCCCUACAGUGUGACUCUGCCGAGUGGUUCUAAGCAGGCGGCCCUAGUGGAGAGCACACAAGCGGACGGAAAGACGUUUGAACAGCUCCGCCAGGAGUGUUUGCAAAGGGGGAAGCUGUUUGAGGAUCCAGAUUUCCCAGCUGUGGACGACUCGCUCUUCUACAGCCAGAGGGUCCCGGUUAACUUUGAAUGGAAGAGGCCCGGGGAAAUCUGCAAAGACCCAAAAUUCAUCACAGGAGGAGCCACCAGGACAGACAUCUGUCAGGGGCAACUGGGAGACUGCUGGUUGUUGGCAGCGAUUGCCUCCCUGACCCUCCAUGAGGACACGCUGAGGAGGGUCGUACCACAUGAUCAGGGCUUCGAUCGCGGCUACGCUGGAAUCUUCCAUUUCCAGUUCUGGCAGCAUAAUAAAUGGCUGGAUGUGGUGGUGGACGACCGACUCCCGUGUGUGAGGAGCAACCUGGUGUUCGUCCACUCCGCUGACCAAACUGAGUUCUGGAGUGCACUUCUGGAGAAGGCCUAUGCCAAGCUGAACGGCAGCUAUGAAUCCCUGAAAGGAGGAAGCACCAUGGAGGCGAUGGAGGACUUCACGGGCGGCGUGGGCGAGAUGUACGAGACGAAGAGCCCCCCCAGCAACCUCUUCCUCAUCCUCAAGAAAGCCGUGGAGAGAGGAUCAAUGCUUGGCUGCUCCAUCGAUAUCACAAAUUCUGCUGAAUCUGAAGCCCAAACCACUACUGGUCUGGUUAAAGGCCACGCUUAUUCCAUCACUGGAGUAGAGGAGGUCAACUACAGAGGAGCAAAGGUCCAGCUGAUUCGUGUUCGUAACCCCUGGGGUCAGGUUGAGUGGAACGGACCCUGGAGCGACAACUCCAGGGAAUGGAACGCCAUUGACAGUUCAGAGAAGACACGACUCCUGCACAAUUCCCUGGAUGAUGGCGAGUUCUGGAUCGAGUUUGGGGACUUCAAAGCCAACUACGAUAAAAUCGAGAUCUGUAACCUGACCGCAGAUUCUCUGUCGGACGAUGUUAGGAAGAAGUGGGAAGUGAAUUUGUUUGAGGGCAACUGGAUCAGGGGCUCUACUGCUGGCGGCUGCAGGAACUACAUCGACACAUUCUGGACAAACCCGCAGUUUAAGCUUCGUCUGGACCAUCCAGAUGAUGGAGACAAGCUGUGCAGCGUCAUUGUGGCCCUGUUGCAGAAGAACCGCCGUCGGCUCAGGAAAGAAGGGCUUGACCUGGAGACCAUUGGCUUUGCCAUUUACGAUGCUCCUGAUGAUCAAGACCACCAGGGGAAGGACUUUUUCCGUUACAAUGGCUCCAAAGCACGGAGCCGUUCUUACGUCAACAUGAGGGAGGUGUCCGAACGCUUCAGAAUGCCGCCAGGAAACUACCUGCUGGUGCCCACCACCUUCCAGCCGCACCAUGAGGCCGAUUUCCUAAUCCGGAUCUUCUCAGAGAACAAAGCUGGAGCCAUUGAGAUGGGAAACACCAUUCAAGCAGAUCUGCCAGAUCCACCCAAGCCGAACCCACCUGAGGAGGAGACAGAUGAGGAGAAGGGCCUGAGGAGACUGUUUGAACAGAUCGCCGGAUCGGAUAAAGCCAUCAGCGCCCGAGAACUGCAGCACGUGCUGAACAAUGUUCUGAGCAGAAGGAAAGAGGUGAAGUUUGAUGGGUUGACCCUCAAUACCUGCCACAGCAUCAUCAACCUGAUGGAUGUGGAUAACACCGGAAUGCUGGAAUUCGAGGAGUUCAAAGUCUUCUGGGAUAAGCUGAAGAAAUGGAUCAUGCUGUUCCUGUCUUACGAUACGGAUCGUUCUGGACGCAUGUCAUCCUACGAGCUCCGCAGUGCUCUUAAUGCUGCAGGCAUGCAGUUGAACAAUAAGCUUUUGCAGUUGCUGGGUCUGCGGUUUGCAGAUGAAAAUUUUGACAUUGAUUUUGAUGACUACCUGACGUGCAUCGUGCGUCUGGAGAACAUGUUCCGAGUUUUCCAGGCCUUAAAUAGUCAAAAGCAAGGAGUGAUCAGUCUGAACAUGAUGCAGUUCCUGAUGUUGUCCAUGAACAUCUGAGGAUUCAACUAAAUCCAGCAGGAACAAUGUGAUGGAUGGAGUCAGCUGUGCCACUGAGGAUUUUCACUGUUUUGCUGAACAGCUCUUUACACACAUUUUUUUGUUUGUUUGUGGGGUCUUUCCCAUUGCUACUGACUACUGAUUUACCGUAGUUUAUUUUUAAAGUUUUACUACGAUUAUUUUGUGAACAAAUUCUCCAGUGUUGUGUUCUUGAUGGCACGUUUACGGUUAUUUUUCAUGUUUUUCUGAGGCAUAUUCACCCUUUAUGGAUGUUGCAAGAAUUUGUAAUAAUUGCAAGAUGUUGUAUUAUUCACAGAGCUGCUAGACCGCUAGGUUUUCAUCUUGGAAGGUGCAUGCAGAAAUGAACAAAGUCAGGAAUAUAAAUAAAUAAAUAAAAAUGACAAUGA
Messenger RNA from Sinocyclocheilus rhinocerous, 3684 nucleotides. Its product is annotated as calpain-9-like. Gene Ontology annotation, cellular component: cytoplasm. Gene Ontology annotation, biological process: proteolysis. Gene Ontology annotation, molecular function: calcium ion binding; calcium-dependent cysteine-type endopeptidase activity. The transcript has 20 exons. The record is from RefSeq and is a predicted model, not a curated record. NCBI's taxonomy places the organism in Eukaryota, Metazoa, Chordata, Actinopteri, Cypriniformes, Cyprinidae. Bases 1211 to 3277 code for a protein of 688 amino acids.